UGCCCAUAUCGGUCAUUUCGUGGGACAACAAAAAGUCGACUCAGGAGGAGGAGGAGGAGGAGACAGAGACACCGCUCGCUCGAUUUGAAAGUACCCAACACACCACACAAACAAACCCACAUCCCCCCUUUUUUUUCUUCAUAUCAUUUCACACACCUCCUUGUUCUUCUUGUUGUUUUUUUUCUUCCCUCUCUUCUCUUUGUUUUUCUUCUCCUUCGGUUGAAUCAAUGGGUGCAGAGGUUAAGAUCUGGAAUCCCGUUGAAGUCGCUGAGCAAGCUCGCCAUGACUACGCUUCGCAGAUUCAUCCCUCACAUCUCACCAUUGACCCCUCCCUCGAGCUUCCUCAAAUGACACCUCUCGUCCUAAAGUUGUGCAAGGAUAUGUUCAAGGCGUGGUCGAAUUUGGAUGAUUCUUGCUUUGUUGUUGAGAAAAUUUCCGGGGGCAUAACAAAUUUGUUACUCAAGGUUUCAGUUAAACAAGAAAACUGCAUUGAGGAAACUAUAACUGUCAGAUUGUAUGGACCCAACACUGAGUACAUUAUUGAUCGGCAGAGGGAAUUGCAGGCUACCAAAUACAUCACAGCUGCAGGAUUUGGUGCUAAGUGGCUUGGCAUAUUUGGGAAUGGCAUGGUGCAAUCUUUUAUAAAUGCACACACUCUAUCUCCUUCAGAUAUGCGAGAGCCAAAGCUGGCUGCUAAAAUAGCUAAGCAACUUCAAAGAUUUCAUCAUGUGGAAAUUCCAGGCUCAAAGGAACCUCAAUUAUGGAAUGAUGUCUGGAAGUUCUUUGAGAAAGCAUCUGUUCUUGAAUUUGAUGAUAGUAAAAUGCAGAAGACUUAUGAGACAAUUUCAUUCAAGGAAGUCCAUGAUGAAAUUGUUGAGCUCAAGGGAUUGUGUGAUCUACUCAAAUCUCCUGUAAUUUUUGCUCACAAUGACUUGCUUUCUGGAAAUAUAAUGAUGAAUUGUGAAGAAGAUAAACUUUACUUCAUUGAUUAUGAAUAUGCAUCGUACAACUACAGAGGCUAUGAUAUAGGAGACCACUUUGCAGAAUAUGCUGGCUUUGAAUGUGACUACGACUUGUACCCAAAUAUGAAUGAACAAUAUCAUUUCCUCAGGCAUUACUUGAAACCUGAAAGACCCCAAGAGGUGUCUGAGAAAGAUCUUGAAACUUUGUAUGUUGAGGCAAAUACAUUUUCCCUUGCUUCUCACAUUUUCUGGGCAUUGUGGGGUCUAAUUCAGGCAAAGAUGUCUGCAAUUGAAUUUGAUUAUCUUGGUUACUUUUUCCUUCGAUACCACGAGUACAAAAGGCACAAAGAGAAGUAUUUCUUGCUGGCACAGUCCUACCUUUCAGGAUGCAAGAAUGAGAUGAGUAGAUAGAUAGAUUAUACUUAUACUCAGUCAUUCGUGGGAUUUUUGUACGUCAAGUUUGUAGCAUGAGUCCCCUGAUUCAUGUAGUUUAAUGUUUGUGUAACAUAUCAUUUUUAGACGCUUAUCACAAUAAUGGCUAAUUAGGCGUUUAUGUUUGAGCUACAGGCUCUUCUACAUUCUAUGUUGUAAUCCUAGUACAUAGGCUAUAUAAAUUGAUAUAUCAUUCUUUUUCUUGUAUUGUUGUCAUCAUAAAUUUUGGUCUGAUACCAAUAGUUUUUGUUAUCCCUUUCCUUUAUUGUUUAUUCCCCGUCGAUUUUGUACUAGGCGAAGGAUGAGACUUGAGAAGCUGGGCAUAUGUCCUAUAAAUAGAUUUAACUUGUAUAAA
This is a messenger RNA of Glycine soja, 1749 nucleotides long. RefSeq names its product probable ethanolamine kinase. Gene Ontology annotation, cellular component: cytoplasm. The transcript has 11 exons. Gene Ontology annotation, biological process: phosphatidylethanolamine biosynthetic process; phosphatidylcholine biosynthetic process. Gene Ontology annotation, molecular function: choline kinase activity; ethanolamine kinase activity. Lineage: Eukaryota; Viridiplantae; Streptophyta; Magnoliopsida; Fabales; Fabaceae. The record is from RefSeq and is a predicted model, not a curated record. Bases 228 to 1373 code for a protein of 381 amino acids.